AUGCUAUCGACGAUGCAGGAUGAGGAAAACAUGAUAUUUCCAGACAUUUCGCGCAACUAUAAAAGUCACGAUUGGCUUUGUGAAAGGGCAAUUCUAGCUCCGAAGAAUGAUGACAUCAAUAAGAUCAAUAAUCGGAUUCAGUUGCAUCUUCCUACAAAACUAACCAGAUAUAAAUCGAUCGACACAGUAACAGACGACGAUCAAUCUGUAAACUAUCCAAUCGAGUUCCUGAACUCAUUGGAGCCAUCUGGACUUCCACCGCACAUUUUGAACUUGAAGGUUGGGGCACCGAUCAUCCUCCUUCGAAAUUUGGACCCGCCGAAAUUGUGCAACG
Molecule: messenger RNA, 334 nt
Organism: Anopheles bellator
Lineage: Eukaryota; Metazoa; Arthropoda; Insecta; Diptera; Culicidae
Exons: 1
Source: RefSeq, a predicted model, not a curated record